AUGACAACGGCACCAUGCAUUCAACUCUCCUCCAUGCCGCAGUUGGCCGAGGCGACAAGUGGACAAGACGACUGGACAGGGACCACAAAUGCCGCAGCAAGAAGAAAAGCACAGACUAGACUCAACACAAGAGCAUACCGCAAACGUAAAGCCUUAGCAAAUAAACCCGAAGCAGUCAAUGCCGCAGCCAAAUCACUCAUCAAAUCAGAAGCCGUGGUAGAAUGUUGGGAUAUCAAACAGGAAUCCUUCUCUACAGUCCCAGCAUCCCGUGUCAAAAAUCUAUAUAACGCAAGAAAUCCCCUUCUCCCAGAGAGAUCCAAGAGGAACCAACUCCACAUCAUCUUCCCCCUCUGCCCAGACCACCUCAUCACACUCCUCCAAUACAACGCCGUACGCGCCAUGGCCGCCAACCGCACCCUAAUCUCAGACAUCCUCACCACACCCCUAGACUGCGCAGAAGAAAUCUUCCACGUCGUUCCCUACCCUAACAACCCUGGACUUCUCCCCUCAACACUCCUACCCACUAUCACUCAACAGACAGUGCUUCACAGUGACUGGAUCGAUAUGUUUCCUUGUCCGCAGGCGCGAGAUAGUUUGAUCCAGGCCGCUGGCACUUUUGAUGAGGACGACCUGUGGGCAGACUGCGUCGGGGGACUUUAUGAGGGCUUUCCUGAUGAUGAAAUGGAACGACGUGGUAUGAUUGCGUGGUCGCCGACUUGGGAUAUAUCGGGAUGGGAGAUGUCGGAAGGGUUUAUGAGGAAAUGGGGGUGGUUGUUCAAGGGAUUGCCGGGGCCGUUAGAGGCGACAAAUCGGUGGCGGAUAGAAAGAGGUGAGGAACCAUUUGCUCAAGACAACUAUCAGUCGAGCUUUGUUACUUGA
Messenger RNA from Colletotrichum costaricense, 879 nucleotides. RefSeq lists its product as uncharacterized. The coding region runs from base 1 to 879 and encodes 292 amino acids. NCBI's taxonomy places the organism in Eukaryota, Fungi, Ascomycota, Sordariomycetes, Glomerellales, Glomerellaceae. The transcript is spliced from 3 exons. The record is from RefSeq and is a predicted model, not a curated record.